AUGACGACCAUCACCGGAUAUGCGAUCUUGGCUAUCUUUUCAAGUUUACUGUUAAGACUGCUCCGCGCCAUUUUGCUUCCGCCAUCUUCCUUCCCCAAGGGCAUUCCAGUCGUACCUAUAUGGGUAUCAACAUUGGGAUUCGUUACGCGGAUGGGUCAGGAUGAGAUCUAUAAAGAUUACAUAGCUCCGCGUAUGAGGAAGGAAGGCGUCGUCGCGAUCUGGUUUGGUGGACGAUGGAGUCUCCUAACCGGCUCCGUCGACAUGGCUGGCGAAGUGUACACGCGUACAGACGAUUUUGUCAAGUCGGGCAAUAACGAAAAGAUACCACAUUCGGUCCUUGCAUACUUCCUAGGUGAGAACAUCAUAUCCGCGCGCGGCGAGAACUGGCGCCGCUUCCGCGGGAUAUUGGCUCCUGGGUUCCGCACCCAUUGGAGACCGUCAAUGUUCAAGAACUGCGUAAGAGAUCUCUGCAGAAUCAUAGACGCUCAAUCAUAUGAUCAUGUGCGGGUUAACAAUUUGGUGCAGAGGCUUGCAAUGGACUGCAUAGGCCACGCUGCUUUUGGCCAAGGAUUCCAGGCUCUCGAGAACCCAAACGCACCUAUAUCUGUCGCGCACACCAUCUUAAAGAAGAGUAUCUUCAAGCCCCUCUACCUUUUCUUCCCAAUCCUCGACGCAUUGCCCAUCAAAAGCCGCCAGGAAGCACGCGACAAGAUCGACGCCAUGGAGCAGUUGUUGCGGGGUGCUGCGAAGAUGCUCGAUGACGCUCAUGAAGAUCAAAAUUGCAACAGGGGCCCACCUCUGAUACAGCGGCUGACCGUGGCACAUAGGAACGGAGUUUUGACAGAUGAGGACUUUCGCAAUAAUUUGAUGGUCAUCUUUGUUGCCGGCCACGAGAACGUACAACAAGGACUGACAUCGCUCCUUUAUCUACUGGCCAAGCAUCCGGACAUCCAACGAAAGGCGCGACAGGAAGUACACGCCAAAGUCGUAUCUCUCUCGGAACUCACCGACUCUACUCAUCUCCCGCCCUUCUCCUACCUCACCAAAGUAAUCAAGGAAGCCUUGCGUAUGUACCCACCCAUCCCAAUGCUUAUCAAUCGUCGUACCCUUCGCCCCACGCUCCUCGGGGGCAAAUUUUGGAUUCCAGAAAGCACCUAUGUCGGCUGGCACGCUUUUGGCGUUCAUCGCGACGCCAAGCAUUGGGAAGAUCCCGAGCGGUUUGACCCUGAGCGCUUUUCGGACGUUAGCAUGGACAGGUUUGCCUGGGUUCCGUUCGCGGAAGGCGGAAGGAAAUGCCUAGGCAUGAAGCUAGCUCUCACUGUUAUGCAUACUAUCACCGCUGCGAUUCUCUUCCGAUAUGAGAUCUUCCUGGACCCGAACAUCCAGGUCAAGAUGACGCCUGGAGGCCUUUUAACACCUGUGGACCUCCGCUUGGAGUUCAAGCUGUACAAUACAUAA
Molecule: messenger RNA, 1458 nt
Organism: Fimicolochytrium jonesii
Lineage: Eukaryota; Fungi; Chytridiomycota; Chytridiomycetes; Spizellomycetales; Powellomycetaceae
Product: cytochrome P450
Exons: 9
Coding region: 1-1458 (485 amino acids)
Molecular function (GO): monooxygenase activity; heme binding; iron ion binding
Source: RefSeq, a predicted model, not a curated record